Pyrgilauda ruficollis (rufous-necked snowfinch) is the source of this 2050-nucleotide messenger RNA. It is a transcript of the gene TK1, whose product is annotated as thymidine kinase 1. Gene Ontology annotation, molecular function: thymidine kinase activity; ATP binding. The transcript is spliced from 7 exons. Lineage: Eukaryota; Metazoa; Chordata; Aves; Passeriformes; Passeridae. Bases 100 to 771 code for a protein of 223 amino acids. The record is from RefSeq and is a predicted model, not a curated record. Gene Ontology annotation, biological process: thymidine metabolic process.
GAUUGGCUAGCGCUGCGGCGCGUGGGGGAGAGGCCUUCUCCGAUUGGCUGACGGGGCCGCGCCGAAUCGGCGCGCGCGGGCUCAGGCCAGCAGUCCGCCAUGAACUGCCUGACGGUGCCCGGUGUCCAUCCCGGCUCCCCCAGCCGGCCCCGCGGGCAGAUACAGGUGAUCUUCGGGCCCAUGUUCUCCGGGAAGAGCACGGAACUCAUGCGGCGAGUUCGGCGGUUCCAGCUUGCCCAGUACCGGUGCCUGCUGGUGAAGUAUGCCAAGGACACGCGCUACAGCUCUUCAGGGGUCUCCACACACGACAAGAGCACCAUGGAGGCCCUGCCCGCCGGGCUCCUCCAGGACGUGUACCAGGAAGCGCUGGGUGCCGCCGUCAUCGGCAUCGACGAGGGCCAGUUCUUCCCAGACAUUGUGGAGUUCUGUGAGACAAUGGCCAACACUGGGAAAACCGUCAUUGUUGCUGCUCUGGAUGGGACUUUCCAGAGAAAGGCCUUUGGGAGCAUCCUGAACCUGGUGCCGCUGGCGGAGAGCGUGGUGAAGCUGAACGCUGUGUGCAUGGAGUGCUUCCGGGAGGCCUCCUACACCAAGAGGCUGGGAGCAGAGCGGGAGGUUGAAGUGAUCGGAGGAGCUGACAAGUACCACUCUGUGUGCCGAGCCUGCUACUUCCGCAUGCGACCCCAGCAGGCCGGGCCAGAGAACAAGGAGAACGUGCCCCUGGGCCUGAGGCAGCUGGAGACAGCUGCCCCUCGCAAGAUCUUCACUUGACUGCUGGGACAACGGAGGGGAAGGGAGCUCAGUGCUGUGGCUCACAGGCACCGGGCCUGCCUCUCUCUACUUUAACAAACUGUUCAGUGCCUCAGCCCUCCCUACCCAACCUCCCCGCACCAAGCGCCACAACUGAGGAUCCACCACGCCUGAUGCUGGUGGAAGCUGAAGCAAAAACCUGGCGAGAGUGAGUUCCCAUCUCAGAACAAGGAGAGAGACCAGCACAGCUACUGGUGCUGCCACACAGGUGCUGGGGCACCGCACGUGGAGCCGGGCCGCAGCGCUGCCGCCGCUCGCUGUGGCUCUGGCCAGCUCUCCAGUGCUCUAAGCGUGCUCAGGCUGCCACCGCUGCUUCUGCUGCCUGUCCACGCAGCCCUUCUCUCUUGUACACUUGCAAAAUUCCAGGUUUCUCAAGAUAAUGUACAGCCAUUAGUGUUUUUAAUGCAAUUUUUAACUUCCUUCCUUAACAGUCUGAGGUAACUUGUCCCUUGUCACAGAGCUGUGGCACAGCUUUUAAACUGACACACACAUCAGCCCAGCCCUGGGCAGGCCCCCAGCCUCUCUGCCAGCAUGCUCCCUGGUGUAAAUUAUUGAAACAGAAGGAGGCCUGGCAGCUGACUCUUCUGAGGUGUUGAACCUCAAAGGGCUGGCUGUGUUCUAGCAGGCUGUGGCAGACUCGUUUGGAGGAACUGGUCCUAGGAAGAGCCUCCUCCAAAUUCAGGGCAGUUUUUCUCAGGUUCAAGGCUGGUGCUGCCAUUUUGGUGCUGUUACCUGUGAGGGGUUUGGAGGCCCAAGAGUUUCAUCUACCAAGAUUUGGACAAUUAUUCCAGGGAAGACCCAGCUGCUUGGUAGUGGGGCUCUCCUGAGGAGCUGCUUCUCCAGUCUAGUCAUGUCUCUUUCUCCUCAGCCUCCCAAAGUUCUCGAGGCUGACUCUUAGUCUGCUCUAAGCUGACUGAAGGAUCCUCUUUGUUAGAUUCUGGAAAGUUGUUGUUUCCUUAUUGCCUGCAAAAGUGUGUUUUUCUCCUGCAAGUGUUUUUUUCUCAGCAUCCACAGGCUCCGAGCAGUAGCUUUGUUCUGGCCAGGCCAGACCUCUGCAUCUGAGUCCAGGGUUGCUAUUUGCCUGUGCCCUGGAAGGCUCCAAGAGCUGCCCGAACCCCCCCUGCUGCCCCCAUGUUUCAGGUGAGAAUUAUUGUAUUCACAAGCACUUGACUACCAGGCCUGGGCUUUCCCCCCAAGGCUGGGGAAGGCUCUGCUGCUGCUUUAGGUUAAUAAAUAAUUU